Molecule: messenger RNA, 1614 nt
Organism: Pochonia chlamydosporia 170
Lineage: Eukaryota; Fungi; Ascomycota; Sordariomycetes; Hypocreales; Clavicipitaceae
Product: beta-N-acetylglucosaminidase
Exons: 2
Coding region: 1-1614 (537 amino acids)
Biological process (GO): carbohydrate metabolic process; peptidoglycan turnover
Molecular function (GO): hydrolase activity, hydrolyzing O-glycosyl compounds
Source: RefSeq, a predicted model, not a curated record
AUGCCUUCAGCAGAGCAACGCAAGACAGUGGGCCAGCUCUUUGCAGUUGGUUUCCACGGGACAGAAAUCAAUAAAGAAAUCAAAUCUCUCAUCCAGGACUAUGGUGUCGGCGCCAUUGUUCUCUUCAAGCGAAACAUUCGAGAUGCUGAACAGUUUCAGUCUCUCUGUCUCGGUCUUCAACAGCUAGCUAGGGAUGCUGGCCACGCACAGCCUCUUUUUGUCGGAAUUGACCAAGAAAAUGGUCUUGUUACUCGUAUUUCCCCUCCUGUCGCGGCACAACUUCCGGGACCAAUGACCCUCGGGGCAGCCGGAUCAUUGGACAAGACGUUCGAGGUUGCCAAAGCGACGGGCGAGACUCUGCGAUACUUUGGCAUCAACAUGAACUACGCCCCCGUGGGAGACGUCAACAAUGAACCAUUGAACCCGGUCAUCGGUGUGCGAAGCCCCGGUGACGAUCCCGAAAAGGUUGCUCAGUUUGCUGUUGAGUGCGCCAAGGGUCUUCGGGAGACGCGAGUCGCACCUUGCAUCAAGCAUUUCCCUGGGCAUGGCGACACCGCCACGGAUUCUCACUACGGCUUACCUGUUAUUAACAAGACUAGGGAAGAGCUCGAAAAGACAGAGUUGGUCCCGUUCCGUCGUGCGGCCGCAGAAGGCAUUGAAAUGGUCAUGACUGCACACAUUUCUCUGCCCAAGCUCGGUGGUUCAGAUCUACCCGCCACGCUAUCUCCCGAGACCAUCAAGAUUUUGCGCGAGGAUUUGAAGUUCGAGGGAGUUGUCAUGACAGAUUGCUUGGAAAUGGAGGGCGUCCGGGCUGGAUACGGAACAGUGGAAGGAUCACUCUUGGCAUUCAAAGCCGGGGUCGACAAUGUCAUGAUAUGCCACACUUACGAUUUGCAAGCUGCUUCCAUCGACCGCGUCUGCCAGGCCAUUGAUGCUGGAGAGUUGCCUCAAGCACAAGUUGAUGCCUCUCUCAAACGUCUACGGGACCUCAAGGACAAGUACACGAACUGGGAGAUGGCCUUGGAGCGGCAGUCCCCGGCCACCCUCGCCAGCCUUAACAGCAAGAAUGAAGCCCUGGCUCAUAAUAUCUACGCAAGUGCCACGACCGUCGUUCGAUCCGAAUCUGGCGUACUGCCACUAUCCAAGACUGCCAGCACAGUGUUUGUGUCCCCAGGCGUCAACGUUCCCACCAGCGGUGCGGCAUUCAGCGGUGAAGAAGAGAUGCAAAAAACGCGUGUUCCCUGGGUGUCGGGAGCUUUCGGCGAUACUCUUCGCAAGCACAGCCCUGGCGUUGUCGACGUUCGCUUCACAGACUCUACCUUGACGCUGGAGCAGUGGAAGCAAGUUGAGGACGCGCAAGUCGUCAUUCUUGCUACCAGAAAUGCCAGGGAAUCGCAGUACCAGAGGGAUCUGGGGCUGGAGAUUGCCAAGAGGCGGACUGGCAAGGUGCUCAUAUCCGUGGCCACGUGCAAUCCUUAUGAUUUCAUCGAUGAUGAGGCCGAGGUGAAGAACUUUAUUGCUGUUUAUGAACCUACGUUGGAGGCAUUUGCCUCGGCGGCCGAUAUAAUCUAUGGUGCGGUUGUGGCCGAGGGCAAGUUGCCCAUUGCCCAUUAG